This is a messenger RNA of Cladocopium goreaui, 2310 nucleotides long. Lineage: Eukaryota; Dinophyceae; Suessiales; Symbiodiniaceae. The record is from the annotation of a GenBank genome assembly.
AUGUCACUGGCUGCCCUUCUUAGCGCGGCUGCAUGGCCAGCUGCGGUCUCUGUGUGUUUGCUGGAGCGUCUUGGCUAUCCAAUGAGAUUGCAGCAUGAGCCUUUCUGGGACAACGUGCCCAUCUUGGCGUUUGGAAGCCAAAUGGUCGGAUUGUCUACAGUGGCCACACCCGGCACUGCAGCAGCCACCUGCCGUCCGAAGAGCAGCACACUUUUGCCAGCCACGGGCGCUCUGGAGCAGCUGAUAGAGGCGUUCCACUGGCCCUCAUUGCGACAGUAUUUGCAGCCUUUGGCUUACAUCUCUUAUGCUGAAGCAGUACAAAAACUGGACAGGAUUUCCUGGAAGUUUCCCAACUGGAGAGCAGAAGGGCCCCUGCAUGAGACAAUGACGCUCUCGGAUGGCUUUAAUAGCUAUUGGCAGGCUUUGCAAGAGGCUUUGCAGGAAGGGUCCCCCUGCCGCAGUGCAUCCUGCUUCGCUGCCGUUCUUCUGGGAGAGAUCAUGCAGCUUGCCCGGGAGGCUCUAUCCAGGCCGCAGGAGAGGCCCUCCUUGGAUGAUCUCCUCCUCUCGCUUCGCCUGAUGCUGCCGACGCCUGGACAUCAGUGGAAACAGUGGCUGGACUCCAACUGGAGCCAGCCAUUGCUCGAGUCUCUCUUGGUGCUUCUGGGGGCGCUGACAGCACAGCCAGUGGAGGGGACGGCAGUGAAGAUGGAGGAGAUCCUGAAAGAUCUACUUGCAGCGCCUGAUUGCAAGGUGGUGGCUGCCAACUUUCUGAUGUCUGACUUCCAAUCACUCUGGGAAGACCCAGAAACUGCCCUGCAAGCAAGACCGCUGCUUCGUUUGGUUGCAGACUGCUUGCCAACGACGGCGCUUGAGAGUGAUGACCAUGUGCAGACAUUGGCCCUUGGAGAGGACAUGGUGGCACACGUUCAUGGUGCCAGCGCCUUCCUUCAGGUUGAUCAGAUGGGACAGCACUGGUUGCGUUUGGAGUUUCUACACUUCGUCUCCACCAGGGAUGGAAGCGUCAGACUGACGGUCUAUGGACACCUGAAGAGGGACCGGAUGUACUACGCGCAGGCCUUGACGUUGCCACUGGCUUUGGUGCAGAAGUGGCGCUGUUCUCUGCCGGAUCUAGCAACAGAGGAUGCCCGUGUGGCUUCAUUUUUCGGCUAUGAUGCCAUUGCUUAUUGCGAUCUCAAGCUUUCCCCAGAAAUACCUGGAGAGUUGCAGACUUCUUUGCGAAUGGGCGAUGCUGGUGCCAGCCUUCGCCUUUGCCCCGCACCACAGAGACGUACUUGGCGCAUUGCUGCUUGUACCCAGCCACUACAUAGCUUUGCCAAGAUGGAAGAGUUGAAUCCCACUCUGUUGAAAGACUUCCUUGACUAUCACCGGCUCAUGGGCAUUGAUCAUUUCACUAUCUUCGAUGCAGACGGAAGUCUCUCGGGGCCCCUGGAGCGAUAUCGUGCUAAAACCCAAAUUCCUAUGGAGUUUUACUACGUGGACCACUGGCCAAAGCGCUUUGGCGCGGCGCACGCACCAAGUGGGUCCGAAGCCUGGCGCCCCCUGCUAUUUGAGGUUGAAGCUGAGAACUAUUGCCUCUGGCGUUACCGUGGUCAAGCUGACUGGGUUGUGGUGCUGCACUCCCCUGAUGAAUUCCUGCAUGUCCUUGGCUUUUCCGGUCCUGGAGCGCUGCAGCAGUUUCUGGAGCCGCUGGAGGCGCAGCGAUCUUCCAUUAGCCACGUGGAACUGCGGCAGAUUCUCUUUGGCGGCGACGGCCACGAUGCCAACAGCUUGCCAGGGCGCUUCAGGUAUCGUGAAGAGGGCUCGGAAGCUGCGUCUGCGGUGGGGCAUACAGUGAUUGUGAAUGUGGAGAAUGUGGCGCAAGCAGGGGUCCAUCCGGCCAGGCCACGCCCAAGCUUAGCUUCCGAGCCGCCUCUGAAGAUUGUCCAUGCUGAUCCGAUGAGGGACAUGCGGGUGAACCAUUAUGUCAAUGCCUUGGGACAGCAACGCUGCGGAGCGAAACUUUGCAAAGUCCUGGAUGAAAGCGCUGUGUGGGCAGAGGAAAUGCUGAGCUUUCCCCGAACAGCACGAAAAAAGGGCCGUGGGGUGCAAGGGGUGCCAGAUGCACACUGUGAAACUCACCACGCCUUGGUGAAUUAUUUGCUUGGAAAAAUGUACCAUGAAAAUGAGCACUAUCCCAUCAGCAAGUCCAAGAUCUGUUACUGUAAUGAUGAAUUUUCAAACUUUGGCCACCGAUGUACAGAUCCUUGCAGGUUUCUUGUACAACCUGCACUGAAAAUCGUCAGUAUGUGA